This is a messenger RNA of Drosophila pseudoobscura, 789 nucleotides long. The record is from the annotation of a RefSeq genome assembly. NCBI's taxonomy places the organism in Eukaryota, Metazoa, Arthropoda, Insecta, Diptera, Drosophilidae.
AUGUCUACACAUUCAAAUCACCCAUUUCAUUUAGUUGAUUAUAGCCCAUGACCUUUAACAGGAGCAAUUGGUGCUAUAACUACUGUUUCAGGAAUAGUAAAAUGAUUUCAUCAAUAUGAUAUCUCUUUAUUUUUUUUAGGAAAUGUAAUUACUAUUUUAACCGUUUAUCAAUGAUGACGAGAUGUAUCACGAGAGGGAACAUAUCAAGGAUUACAUACUUAUGCUGUAACUAUUGGAUUACGAUGAGGAAUAAUUUUGUUUAUUUUAUCAGAAGUAUUAUUUUUUGUUAGAUUUUUUUGAGCUUUUUUCCAUAGAAGUUUAUCUCCAGCUAUCGAAAUUGGAGCCUCAUGACCUCCUAUAGGAAUUAUUUCUUUUAAUCCAUUUCAAAUUCCUUUAUUAAAUACAGCAAUUUUAUUAGCAUCAGGAAUUACAGUAACUUGAGCUCACCAUAGUUUAAUAGAAAGAAAUCAUUCACAAACAACUCAAGGAUUAUUUUUUACUGUAUUAUUAGGUAUUUAUUUUACUAUUUUACAAGCAUAUGAAUACAUUGAAGCCCCUUUCACAAUUGCAGAUUCAGUUUAUGGAUCUACAUUUUAUAUAGCAACAGGAUUCCAUGGAGUUCACGUUUUAAUUGGAACAACUUUUUUACUUGUAUGUUUAUUGCGUCAUCUAAAUAAUCAUUUUUCAAAAAAUCACCAUUUUGGAUUUGAAGCAGCAGCUUGAUAUUGACAUUUUGUUGAUGUAGUUUGAUUAUUUUUAUAUAUCACAAUUUACUGAUGAGGAGGUUAA